Messenger RNA from Selaginella moellendorffii, 2784 nucleotides. RefSeq names its product protein fluG. NCBI's taxonomy places the organism in Eukaryota, Viridiplantae, Streptophyta, Lycopodiopsida, Selaginellales, Selaginellaceae. The transcript is spliced from 17 exons. Gene Ontology annotation, molecular function: hydrolase activity; glutamine synthetase activity. Bases 66 to 2606 code for a protein of 846 amino acids. The record is from RefSeq and is a predicted model, not a curated record.
ACCCUUGUUUUUUUACGUGGAAGUCAACACUUGUGAGUACUUCCUGCUUGGACGAGGGAUUGGCGAUGGCGGUGGAGCGCGAGAGGAUUAGGGAUGCGAUCCAUUCCACGGCGCUGGUGGACGGCCACGCGCACAAUCUCGUCGGUAUGGAUUCCCACAUGCCGCUGCUCCAGGCCUUCUCCGAGUCGCAGGGCGAAGCCCUCGCGCGAUUUGGAUCCCAGACGCUGUGCUUCAAGAGAAGCUUGCGAGAUCUCUCACAGCUAUACGGGACCGACGCUUCGCUCGAGAGCAUCGAGGCCCAUCGACAAGCCGCCGGCUUGGAAGCUCUCACGCGCGAAUGCUUCCACGCCGCCGGGAUUUCAGUGCUGCUACUCGACGAUGGACUAGCAAUGGACAAAAUGAAAGCUCUCGACUGGCACAAGGGAUUUGUUCCAGUGGUCCACCGUGUGCUCCGGAUCGAAAUAGUUGCCGAGGCCAUCCUAAAAGAGGGCCCCCCAGGUGGUGUCACUUGGACACUUGAUAGUUUUGCCGAUCGAUUUGUUGGCAGCUUGAAAUUACUCUCGGAAGGAGUUGUGGCAUUUAAGAGCAUCGCUGCGUACAGGAGUGGCCUUGAUAUUGAUCCCACCGUGUCGAGGCGAGAUGCCGAGCAAGGACUCGUGCAAGAUAUGGUCAGCAGCCCUCUGCGAUUAAAAAACAAGCUGCUCUUGAAUUUUCUCUUCGUCCUAGCUCUCGAAGUUGCGUGUUCUCAGGAUCUGCCCAUGCAAAUACAUUCGGGGUUUGGCGACAAAGAUUUAGAUCUUCGCUUGUCAAAUCCUUUGCACCUGCGAGCUGUUUUGGAAGACGAAAGGUUUAAAAAGUGCCGUCUGGUCCUGCUCCAUGCUUCAUAUCCAUUUGUUCAGGAGGCUUCGUACUUGGCCAGCGUUUAUGCACAAGUGUAUUUGGACUUUGGCCUUGCUAUCCCAAAGCUUAGCAUCCGAGGAAUGGAAAACACGUUAAGCCAGCUCCUGGAGCUCGCCCCGCUUGAUAAGAUGAUGUUUAGUACAGAUGGAUACGCAUUUCCGGAAACGUAUUAUCUUGGGACGAAAUGGACCCGGGAGGUUUUAACAAAGGUUUUGUACAACGCUUACGUCGAUGGGGAUCUCUCUGUUGAAGAGAGCAUUGCCGCAGCGGAAGGAAUCCUCCAAAAGAACGCCUUGUCUUUCUAUAAACUUAAUGGCGAUGCCGCCUCCAGCCCAUCUACGGCGGCCAUUAAAAAAAUGGUGCACGGUAAGGACAAAGUCAUGGCAGCGGACAAGGAAAUCAAACAAGUCCGGCUGCUAUGGGGAGAUGGCUCAGGACAGAGGCGAUGUCGGGUUGUUCCAGCUGAAAGGUUCAAGACUUCAAUUUUAAAGCAUGGUGUUGGUCUUGUCGAGUGUGGAAUGGCACUUCCGGCUGGAAUCGAUGCUGUUGCAAAAGGAUCCGGUUUGAGUGCGGUUGGAGAGGUCAGGUUGAUGCCAGAUCUAGCAACCAAGCGCAGACUACCAUGGUAUCCACAACACGAAAUAGUCCUUGGAAACAUGCACAUCGUACCUGGGAGUCCUUGGGAGUGCUGUCCAAGAGGCACAUUGCAAUGCACGCUGGAGAUACUGAAAAAGGAGUUUAACCUGGAAAUACGUGUUGGAUUCGAAAACGAGUUCUAUUUGCUUAAGCCGUCAAAACAAGGGCCUUUGAACUGGACUGGGCUGGAUACUACCAACUAUUGCUCCGCAAUAUCUUUUGAUUCCUCGUCACAUAUCAUGGAUGACAUCUACGACUCAUUGAAAAAGCUAGAUAUCGAGGUGGAACAGAUGCAUGCAGAAGCAGGCAAUGGACAGUUCGAGAUUUCUCUCAACCAUUGUCCAGCAAGUACUGCAGCUGAUAACGUGCUUUUGCUACGAGACACUGUCAAGUCUAUUGCUCUUAAGCACCAUAUUAAUGCAACAUUCUUGCCAAAGUACUUUGCAAAUGACCUUGGCUCGGGUUCGCAUGUCCACAUGAGUCUUUGGGAAGGGGGAGUAAACAAGCUCAUGGACGAAACCUCCCGCUACGGCAUGUCCCCGCUUGGUGAAGAGUUCCUUGCUGGAGUUUUGCACCACCUGCCUUCCAUUCUAGCAUUUACCGCACCACAUCCUAACAGCUACGCACGACUUCGUCCAUGCACUUGGAGUGGAGCGUUUCAGUGCUGGGGCCACAGCAACCGAGAGGCCGCAUUGCGCACACUGUCGCCACCGGAUGCUGAUGGAGUUAGUAACUUCGAGCUCAAAGCUUUCGAUGGCAUGGCCAAUCCGCACCUGGGACUUGCGGCGAUUGUAGCAGCAGGAAUCGAUGGUUUGAGGAAACACAUGGUUCUUCCCGAAGGAAUAAGUAAGUUCUUCUCUUGCAAGUUGAAAGUUUCUCUUUUAAAACUCCGUGCUCCGUCUCUCUUUUCCAGGCGUCGAUCCUUCCACACUUCCGAAAGGCACAGUCCCGAGCCUGCCGUCAGAGCUAAGCGCCGCGGUGGAAGCUCUCAACGCAAACAAGGACUUGAAGAGCAUCCUGGGCGAGAAGCUAGUGAGAGCCAUAUGCGCCAUACGCAUGUUCGACGUUGAUAUGUGUAGAAACUCCAACCCGGAGCAAUUGCUCGACCAGCUCGCCGACAGUUUCUAAAACACCACACUGAGGAGCAAAAGUUAGAUUUGCUUUUUGGCUUUGCAACUGACUUUGUGUCGCAACAGCCAAAUUGUAAAAGAUCGUACUAAAAGAUCGCUUAAAGUUUUCUCCUGGGAA